UCUGCCACCCCUGCAGAAAGCCUAAACAGAAAAACAAAAGGAGAGAGGAGAUUUAUUAACAGGAAGAGAAGAGAUCAGAAUGCCGGACUGGGGGAAAGGGAUCUUGCAGGGCAGACAUCAGAGAGGCAAAAACAAACUGGACAAGAGUCUGUGUGACUGGAUUUACAAGAUGUAAAGCGUUAUCAAGAGGAACUCACUGUACCCACAACAGCAGAGGACUUGUUGUGUUUCAAGGAUAGUGAAGGUGGAGAGGUGGAACGUGAGAAGCUCUCCUGUGGUUACGAGGAUGACAAAUUAGCCCUUAUUCAGCAAGGAGAAAGGGGAGCACUCUGAGGAUCAGGAGAUGCUGUCCACAGCUCAGCAGAUGCUGCAGGACAGCCGCUCCAAGAUUGAGCUGAUUCGAAUGCAGAUUAUCAAAGUCACCCAGACUGGUGUUGGUGAUGGCCACAGCACCCAUGACAGCUCCCAUCAUGGAGGACACUCCCCAGUGCCAGGCAGUCCCCUGGACAUUCGCCUGGCAGAGUUACAGAACCAUGUCCAGAGAGAGACAGAUGUGUUGGCGUUGGCCAGGGAUGUUGUGAAACAGCUGGAAGGGCUUUCAUCACAGGACCAACUGGCCCUGGCUGAGGCUCAGUCCCGUGUGCUGGAGUCCUCUCAGAAGAUGGACCUUCUGCGCUUCUCCUUGGAGAGAUGCCUGAAAGAGAUGUCCCAGGACCAUCUCCAGGAGCCUGUUAUUAAAGAGGGGCUCUCCACGGGAUCCUCUCCAUCUGAAGGUCAAAAGCAGAACCGCCUACUCUCGUUCCUCUCCACCCCCUCCUCCACAUCCUUCAUCAAGCCUGCUUGUCUAACAGGCACACUUGAGAUCAAGCUAAAUGGAUGUGAGGACUUACUGAUAUCUCUACCUGGCUUGGACAAAGUGAACAAUGCAUCCUUGACUGUAAAUAGCCAAUCAGAUCACAAUGUCCAAAGCGCUACCAACCAACCACCUUGUCUAAACACAGACAACCUAUCCAUGGAGGUCAGUGCUGUGCUGCGGCUGGACAACAGACUGGUGGGCCGCACCCACUGGAGACCCCAAGACAAGCAGGCCUGGAAGCAGAGUUUUCACAUCCAACUGGAGAGGUCUCGGGAGCUGGAAAUCGGGGUCUUCUGGCAAGACUGGAGAGGGAUGUGUGCUGUCAAGUUCCUGCGUCUAGAGGAGUUCAUGGACAACCAGCAACAUGCCCAGUGUUUAUGCCUGGACCCCCAGGGCACACUCUUCACAGAGAUCACAUUUAUCAACACAAUCAUUGAGCGCCAGCCCAAACUCAGACGGCAGAGGUGCAUCUUCACAAAAGAGAAAGGGAAGAACUUACUUCGUGCCGCCCAGAUGAACAUGAACUUUGCCACAUGGGGUCACCUGAUGAUGAGUGUGCUGCCUCAGUGCAGGUCUUUUACCACGAUGAGCUCAUCUGGGCCUCCAUCGUCUGACCCUGUGGCCGGCUCUCCCCCUUCCACAGACAAGGUCAUCCCAUUAACACCUCCACUGCCAGGUGAUGUACCAGUGAUCAGGCUUAACAUAAGUGAGGAUCAGUCAUCUAAAAUGUCUUGCAUUGACCAGGGAAAAACUGUCCCCAGCACUGUCUCCACAGCACAAACACCACCAAUGUCUAAACUGACAGAACAACAGCCCACCAUUGGAAACAACACACCAGAGAGCAGAGGAGAUGGAUCUGAUUCCAAGAUGAAGAUGGAGGAUUUCAAAUGCAUCUCUGUUUUGGGAAGAGGACACUUUGGGAAGGUACUUCUAGCUGAGUUUAAGAAAACAGGAACACUGUAUGCCAUAAAAGCAUUGAAGAAAAGGGAAAUUGUGACUCGUGAUGAAGUUGACAGUCUAAUGAGCGAGAGGAGGAUCUUUGAAAUGAGUCAUCCCUUUCUGGUGAAUCUGCAUGGCUGCUUCCAGACCAGUGAGCAUGUGUGCUUCGUCAUGGAGUACUCACCAGGAGGUGACCUAAUGAUCCACAUCCACAAUAAUGUCUUCUCUGAAGUUCAGGCUAGGUUUUACUCAGCCUGUGUUUUGUUGGGUCUAGAGUUCCUACAUCUGAAUAAAAUAGUUUAUAGAGAUUUGAAACUGGAUAACUUGCUGAUGGACGCUGAUGGGUUUAUCAAAAUCACAGACUUUGGACUUUGUAAAGAGGGAAUGGGCCAUGGUGACCGAACCUCAACAUUCUGUGGAACACCAGAAUUCCUGGCCCCUGAGGUCCUCACUGAUGACAACUACACACGGGCGGUGGACUGGUGGGGGAUGGGCGUCCUUAUCUUUGAGAUGCUCGUGGGAGAGUCUCCAUUCCCAGGUGAAGAUGAAGAGGAGGUUUUUGACAGCAUUGUUAAUGAUGAUGUACAGUAUCCUAGCUGCCUCUCUCCAGACUCAGCCUCCAUCAUCCAGAAGCUGCUCAAAAAGAACCCACUGAAAAGACUAGGAGGAGGAGAAGAGGAUGCAACUGAGGUUAAGGGGGAGAAAUUCUUCAAGACGAUAGACUGGGAUGCCUUGCUCGCGAAGAAAGUGAAACCCCCGUUCCUGCCAUUGAUCAAGGCGUCCAUGGACGUUAGCAACUUUGACAAGGAGUUCACAAAACUCCAGCCAGUCCUGUCUCCCCCUCCUGUGUCCUGCAGCCUCUCCUCAGAACAGCAGCAGGCCUUCGUAGACUUUGACUUCUCUACCCUGCAUGGAUGAGGAUGUCAGACACCAGGGAGACUGAAAGGUCAUCAAACUUCUGCAUGAGCUGUUCCGUAGCACACAACCAUUACUGAUAACAACUAAAUGCUCUGUGUUUGUAUUCAGGUAACAGACGAGGCAGACUGGCAGUCUUCAGAAGCCAUCAUCCCCAAAAACCAAACAGAGAAUACUUUCAGGAUUGUAACCCUUUAUAUUUGGAGCGAGUCGGGACAGCCUGACUCCGUGACUGUUCCAAUGUGCUAUAGUAUUUAAUGCUAUGGUAUUUAUUUUGGAAUGGAUUUUUGUCUAAUGACAAUGGAUACCAUCUACAAACACAAAAACAAUUGUUGGAAUCCAGGGACAGAAUCCAAGCAUGCUUUGUGGCCUUUGCUUAUGUUGCCAUUGCCUGAUAACAGUUUCCUUCUUAAGGUACAUGCUGCCAUUUCUAUGCAUCACUGUGAGAGGCUUUGCCCACUGCCUUGACAAAGCAAAUGAAAAAAGCUAUUUUAUUCCUGUUACAUCUCCUUUAUAUAAAUAUUGUUAAAUGUGAAGAUGCAAUGUCUAUACUUAUAUAUUUGUUCCAAUAACUUCCUCAAUGACAUUUGUGAAUUUAAGAUUUUCUUUAAAAAGUGCAUGGCACACUUAUGAAUUUGUGCACUUAGUCUAAGACUGUGUAGUCAUAAGCCACAAGAUAAGCCAUUUAUGAUACAGCCAUAAAUAUGAAUUAAAUAGUGCUUUGACUAUAGCAAUGCUUUCAAAGUUAUGCAAUAACAGUGAUAAUGUAAAGAAGCUUUUGUGUGUUUGUUUUGAAAUUCAACAGUUCAAUAUGGUUACUGUUGAUUACAAUGCAUUACAGUAUGAAUGUAUGUGGACUACCACAACCAGGAAUGUAUGUGUGUGACAGAAAUAUGUAUCCAUGAGAAUCAGAUGUAUGUCACUGUGUCCUAAAUCAAAAAUGUGACUUCAGUCUAUGUCUAGUUGUUUCAUUACCUCUAAACAAAGUUUGUACAUAUAAAUCUAUCAUCUUACCACCAAAUGUGGCAAAACACAUUCAAUAAAUAAAUAAUG
Molecule: messenger RNA, 3763 nt
Organism: Osmerus eperlanus (European smelt)
Lineage: Eukaryota; Metazoa; Chordata; Actinopteri; Osmeriformes; Osmeridae
Product: serine/threonine-protein kinase N2-like
Exons: 20
Coding region: 344-2713 (789 amino acids)
Biological process (GO): signal transduction; protein phosphorylation
Cellular component (GO): nucleus; cytoplasm
Molecular function (GO): ATP binding; protein serine/threonine kinase activity
Source: RefSeq, a predicted model, not a curated record